AAGACCAUGCAAUAGGACCAGGGUAAAACAAAAAAAAAGGCGUUAUUUAUGGAUUAUAUCUUCUUGAACGUUUUCUGAUUGGAACAUUUUCUGAAAGGGGCAGAGAGAUACAGCCUUUUAUCCAGUUUAUUGCCACUAAGUGAUAUUAGACGUAAUGUACCUUACGAAAACUGUAUUUUUAAAGCACGUAAAACCCGUAAUUGAGCGUGCACCAAAGUCCUAUUUAAUGAGAGUUUUGUUCAGUUUUUCCUCUGGUAGGCUGGGUCAGUGUGCAGGACGGGUCAGUAAUGUGUGCAGUUGGGCGGAACCGCUUCCGCGUUGACGUGCGCUACGUGCAAACAGAUGCGGGGGGAAUGGAAAGAAGCAGUGAUGGCCGUUUCAUCGCUAAAAAGGCAUUUAAGCAAAGUACUUCUAGUUUAGAGCCGAAUUGAUGCGAUUCCUCGGUAAGCUUUCAUACUUAUUAUAUCCCUCGAUCAUUUUCUUUUUCGAGUAGUUCAGAAUCGCAUGUGAGUGACAUUUGCAAAUCCUAGCUUGAUUAAGUCCAGGCCUACAUUCACGAGAUAAAAUCUCAUCCAUCUUCUUCUUCUUUUUAAAUCAUAUUGUCCUUUAAAACGAUCGGCCAUCGCGGUGUGCAUUUGUAAAUUGUGGGUAAUAUGUUCACUAGAUGAAAUGAAUUGGAUCGCUUCCGCGGAUGACGUUAAACAACAGCAUCUAAAGGUAACUUCAGAGAGUCCAUUUAAAGAAGUAGUUCCGGUCGGCGUGCGUUUCUCAGCUGUUGUACAUUCAUAUGCGCAGCUUGCCUUGUUUUACUCCUGUAGUGUAGUCUACUCCACUGGGUGUUUACUAACGCCGUUCACUUACACAUUUUACUUUUAAAAGUAUCAAAGACUAAACAAUAUAGUUGGACAUCAAAGCAAAGACGUUUUCAAACAUUGGGGUAAUGCAUAUAAUUUAACAGGAAAAACUUUGACGCCAAUGUAAAAGCUUAUAACGAUUUAUCAAAUGGAUGAAUUACACGCUUAUGUAUUUUGUGUAUUUAAAGUGUUAAUUUGUUGCUAUUUGUAUUAUUUUCAGAACUAUGUUUGCAUAAUGACUUUUUCAAGCUACAUCAGUCAUGUGAUAUUGACAUUUUGACUGUUCUACUGAAACUGUACCAUGUGAAGACUGAUGUUUAUCGGUGGGUUUUGUGUGGACAUAACUGGUAUUAAACUGUUCAUAUGAUCAUAUAGCCUACGUGGCAGGAUCUCAACGUUUAUUUUUCAGCUAUUAAAUUAUUUCAUUUAUUGUUAGUCCAAAAUGUUAGCUGUAAAUAUGCCUGUGUUACAAUUUAGUGAACAUUGGAUAGCAGUGAUUAGUGAACAGCGAGGGACUACUUUUUUUUAAAGCGGAACACGAUACAAUUCUCAAACGUCAGAGCUUCGUGUGUACGUUCCAAAGUGGACGAGGAUGUUAAUUUUUAUUGCAGUUUCUACAUGUCCUCGGUUGGAUGUAGUUGCCCAGUAUGACCAAGCCUCGACCCAACGAGUUUAUUCCACCGCCGGAAUGUCCAGUGUUUGAGCCCAGUUGGGAAGAAUUCGACGACCCGUUUGCGUUUAUCAACAAAAUCCGUCCCAUUGCAGAAAAGACUGGUAUUUGUAAGAUCAGACCGCCGCAGGGGUGGCAACCACCAUUUGCCUGUGAUGUGGACCGAUUGCAUUUCACCCCACGCAUGCAGAGGCUCAAUGAAUUGGAGGCUCAAACCAGAGUCAAACUGAACUUUCUGGACCAGAUAGCUAAGUUUUGGGAGCUGCAGGGCUGCACAUUGAAAAUCCCUCAUGUGGAGCGCAAAUCUCUUGACCUGUAUCAACUCUACAAGUUGGUGGUGGAGGAAGGCAGUUUUGACAUGGUCUGCAGGGAACGGAAAUGGACCCAGAUCGCUCUGAAAAUGGGCUUUGCUCCUGGCAAGGCUGUUGGAUCUCACUUACGUGCCCACUAUGAGAGGAUUCUCUACCCUUACUACCUGUUCCAGACAGGGGCCAACCUUCUGAACUCACAGAAACCCACUCUUAAAAAUGAUACCAAAGAUAAGGUAUAUAAAUCUCAUGACUUGCCCCAGCGACAGUCUGUACAGCCUGCAGAAAUCCCCACCAUUGCUCGCAGAGCCAAACGGUCUAAAAUCUCUUUAAAGGGUCGCUGUUUCAAAAGUGUGCAGGAGGAAGAGUGCGAGAACAGACCCAACCUGAGAAGGAGAAUGGGCUCUUAUGUGGCAACACUAGAAGCAGUGAAAAGCUUUCCAGUCCAGGUGAAACAGGAGCCUAUGGAACAAGUUGAAUCAAUACCUCAUGGAGAAAAAUCUAAGGUGGAACAAUACAUGUGUUUGGUGUGUGGGGGAGGCGGUGAUGAGGACAAGCUGUUGCUGUGUGACGGUUGCGAUGACAGCUACCACAUAUUCUGUCUUAUCCCACCACUCCAUGAUGUCCCCAAAGGGGACUGGAGAUGUCCCAAGUGCCUGGCACAGGAGUGUGGCAAGCCUCAGGUUGCAUUCGGCUUUGAACAGGCGCCCAGAGAUUACACACUCCGCUCCUUCGGAGAUAUGGCAGACUCCUUCAAGUCAGACUAUUUCAACAUGCCUGUGCAUAUGGUCCCUACUGAGCUGGUUGAGAAGGAAUUUUGGCGUUUAGUUAGCACCAUUGAAGAAGAUGUCACAGUAGAGUAUGGAGCGGACAUUGCCUCAAAGGACUUUGGUAGUGGCUUCCCUGUCAGGAAUGGUCCUUUUAAAGUCAGGUCCGAUGAAGAGCAUUACCUCAGCUGUGGCUGGAACCUGAACAACAUGCCAGUGCUGGAUGCAUCUGUGCUGACUCACAUCACGGCUGACAUAUGUGGGAUGAAGCUGCCCUGGCUCUACGUGGGCAUGUGCUUCUCCUCUUUCUGUUGGCAUAUUGAGGAUCAUUGGAGCUAUUCUAUAAACUAUUUGCACUGGGGAGAGCCAAAGACAUGGUAUGGUACUCCUGGCUUUGCAGCAGAACAGUUGGAAGCGGUUAUGAAGAAACUUGCCCCUGAGCUCUUUGAGUCCCAGCCAGAUUUGCUCCAUCAGUUGGUCACAAUCAUGAACCCCAAUUUGCUAAUGGAGCAUGGAGUCCCUGUUUACCGCACAAACCAGUGUGCUGGUGAGUUUGUCAUCACCUUCCCCAGAGCUUAUCACAGCGGGUUCAAUCAGGGAUUUAACUUUGCAGAGGCUGUUAACUUCUGCACAGUGGACUGGAUGCCUCUUGGUCGACAGUGUGUAGAGCAUUAUCGCUCAUUAAACAGAUACUGUGUUUUCUCCCAUGAUGAGAUGGUCUGUAAUAUUGCAGCCAAGGCAGACAGCCUGGAGCUGGAGCUGGCCUCUGCCAUACAGAGAGACAUGAGCAUUAUGAUUCAGGAGGAGAAAGAGUUGCGAGAUAAAGCCUACAAGCUGGGUGUGUGGCACUCCCAGCAGGUGGACUAUGAAGAGCAGCCUGAUGAGGAGAGGCAGUGUUCUAAAUGCAGGACCACCUGCUACCUAUCUGCCAUCACCUGUCCCUGCAGCCCUGGACAGCUGGUGUGUCUACACCACCUCCAGGACUUCUGCUCCUGUACCCCUAACCGUUAUACACUGAAUUAUAAGUACACCUUGGGCAUGUUGAACCAAAUGUUCAAGACUUUGGCAGCACAUGCUGAGUCAUACAGUGACUGGGCUUCUAAAGUUAAUAUAAUUUUAAAGGCUGACCAAGACAAUAAAAGUGACUUGGAGGAACUUCGUACGCUGAUUGUGGAGGCAGAAAAGAUGAUGUAUCCUGAGAUGGACUUGCUACUCUAUUUAAGACAGACUGUCCAGGAUGCAGAAAAGAGUACCUUAAUGGCCCAGCAGCUACUCAAUGGAAAGAGACAGACCAGGUAUCGCUCAGGUGGUGGGAAAUCUCAGAAACAUCUUACUGUAGAGGAGUUGAGGUUAUUUGUACAACAGCUAUAUGACCUGCCCUGCACCAUUAGACAGGCUCCUUUUCUCAAGGCUCUGCUCAGCCGGGUCAGGCAGUUCCAGGAACAGAGCUCAGAUCUCCUGGCCAUAGAGAUGCCCAGCUCCUCAGCCCUGCAAGCUAUGCUGGAUGAGGGCUCUGGGCUGGAGGUAGAGUUACCAGAGCUUGAUGUGCUCAGGCAGCGACUGGAGCAGGCACGCUGGGUUGAGGCAGUACAACAGGCUAGCAAGGAGCCUACCAGCCUCAGCCUGGAACGCAUGAGGAAACUGAUUGACCAGGGAGUGGGUCUGGAGCCCCACGCCUGUGUGGAGAGGACCAUGGCCCACCUGCAAGAGCUGCUCACUGUGUGUGAGCACUGCGAGGAGAAGGCACACAGCAUGCUAAUGGCCAGACCUCGCCAAAAUUUAGAGACGCUGGAGGCAGUGCUGCUGGAAGUAAAUAGUAUCCAGGCUUACCUGCCCAACUGUCUCCAACUGCAAGACUCGGUCAUCAGGGCUAGAGAGUGGAUACAGGAGGCAGAAGUCCUACAGCUUGGAGGGCGUAUCCCUGUUCUCUCAUCUUUGAAUGAUCUGGUUUUAAAAGCUAAAGGCAUCCCAGUCCUGCUGGAGCCUCUGGCACGACUGGAAAGCCUGGUGUCAGAGGUGCAGGCAUGGAAGGAGAGCGCAGCAAAAAUGUUUUUGUUGAAGUACUCCUCCCUCUCCCUCCUGGAGGUACUGUGCCCCAGAUGUGAGACAGUGUGUCAGAAAUCAAAGUCAAAAAGAGUGAGAGAUGUUCCUCCAGCCGUUAAAAAAAAUGGCAUAAAACUGAGUUGUCUUGGUGAUGUGGAAAGAGCUCUUUAUGAAAGCAAAGACACAGCUUUAGCAAUGGCUACUCUGUGUGAGGUGCGUUUGAAGGAGCUGGAGAACCUAAAUAUCCUAAGGACCACAAACAAUGCAAAGUUUCUGCCCACAAACAGCUUGGCUCCUACAGUGUGCCUAUGCCAUACAGUGCCAGCAGGCCCCAUGCUCCAGUGCGAACUCUGCCAUGAUGCUUACCACAGUGGUUGUGUGCCAGGGUACCAAGAUACACAGGCAGGGCAGCCUUGGCUGUGCCCACUCUGCAGCCGAUCUGAGAAACCUCCUCUGGACAAGGUGCUGCCCCUGCUUGCCUCUCUCCAGCGUAUUCGGGUACGGCUCCCAGAGGGUGACGCGCUGCGUUUUAUGAUUGAGAGGACAGUGCGCUGGCAGCACAGGGUGCAACAGGUCUCACCUUUUACACAGCAAUUUAAUGGAAAAAUGAGACCUUUCUCUGGAAAACCUUCUUCUGUAUCCCUGGAUGGGAGUAAUGAGUGCUUCUAUAUGCACCAUUCAUGCAUUCCUCUCAGUGUUCUUAGUCCUGAAUUAGAGGAGCUGCUUGUGGAAGGACUCCUUCUACAGGUGGCUUUGCCUGAGCUGCAGCAGCUCUACCAGGGGUUGCUCAACAGGCUCUUUCCCUCUCAGCAUGCCCUACAGAGCAGCGAGCAUGACCACCAGUACCACAUUGCUCAGGACAGCAGCCUGACUUACAAAAGCCCAGCCCAAGGCAAGGUCCAGGAUUUAGUUUUAGAGUUGCAAAAACACACUGAGAAGCUAGAGAAGACUCCCAAAAGGCAGUUGGAGAAGGAGACCUCUGAUGGGCAGGACAGAGACCCUGUUAAGAAGCCUAAGCAAAAGAAGUCUAGGACAAACCAGGAGAGGAUGCAUGAGAAAAGAACACUCUCCUCCUCUGGUUUGAGCUCAGUCCCACCCUUUUCAGAGGACUCUGAGGAGGACUGGUCUGUGUGUUCAGCAAAGCGAUGUCAACAGCCAGAGGGAAAUGAGGUAAACUGGGUUCAGUGUGAUGGCAGCUGUAACCAGUGGUUCCACCAAAUUUGUGUGGGUGUGUCUGCUGAGCAGGCUGAGAAUGAAGACUACAUCUGCAUCAACUGCUUAGUAAAAUGAUUCGACACCAUAAGGACCAAAACUCUUUGAAUAAACGAAAGUUAGAUCAUCAUGUAUGUACAAGAUUUUUCUCCUGGCCCUCAGAAGUCCCAGUCAGUCCCCCUCGUCCUGUUGCCACUAUAGGACUGAAACAGAACCAUUAUCAUGUUUUUCUAGCCUUUUUCAUCUUGUCUAGAGGACAGCACACGAAGAUGUACCUCAGGUGUUUCUAUCCCAUAAAUACAAGGUAGAGGAACAUCAGUUUUCCUAAAUGUUCCCACAAUGUUACCUCCUAACAUGCUAAUUAAUCUGACCACAUGGCUCCAGGGCUGUUUUUCACCAAAUUAUAUUAAUUGCGCUAAACAGAAAGCUAUGAAUUUAUUUUUGAAAAAUGUAUUUGGUACAUGCCUAGUAUGCUUAUUUAUUUAUCCCAGCAAUAACUAAGCUGGUUACCUGAUUUUCUUCAGCUUCAUCUGCUUUGAUCACUUUCUUCCAUUAGCGAUGGUUGUACAGAAUCCUGAUUUAGCUUGUCUAAGUGAUGUAGCAGACGGAAGAAGUGUGAAAUAUUCUUUGUGACCUUUAUGGUUUAUUUUCUUUAUAAAUAAACAAUAUCAGAGGUU
Molecule: messenger RNA, 6531 nt
Organism: Ictalurus furcatus (blue catfish)
Lineage: Eukaryota; Metazoa; Chordata; Actinopteri; Siluriformes; Ictaluridae
Gene: kdm5ba
Product: lysine (K)-specific demethylase 5Ba
Exons: 28
Coding region: 1502-5932 (1476 amino acids)
Biological process (GO): chromatin remodeling
Cellular component (GO): nucleus
Molecular function (GO): DNA binding; histone demethylase activity
Source: RefSeq, a predicted model, not a curated record